This is a messenger RNA of Paramecium octaurelia, 1460 nucleotides long. Lineage: Eukaryota; Ciliophora; Oligohymenophorea; Peniculida; Parameciidae. The record is from the annotation of a GenBank genome assembly.
UUUAAUGCUUCGUAAGAAUAGUUCCACCAGAGAAACGUCAUUAGUCAGCUCACUUGAACAAAAAUCAUUUCUAAAUCUAGCAGGAAGACUCAAUAGUCCAGAGUUCCAAGCCAAAACCACUUUUGGAUUAAAGAAUAAGGAAAAUAAGGAAAACACUACAGCCCGAAUGUUUUCAUUAACUCCAACUCAAGAGAAUCUCUUUUCGAGACCUGCAAUCAAAAAUGAUAAUAAUAAUCAAAAUAAUUCAAAAAGAGAACCAACGUCUAAGAACUACAUGUACUUAAACAUGGAGGAGUAAAACCAAAGAGUAUUCACAAAAAGUACAUAGUUGUUUUCUAAAACUCCCAUCUAUAAUUAACCAAUACCAACCGAACGAUUCGACAAUGCCUAAACAGUUACGAGCUCUUUGAAUUUUACAAAAAAACCAUUGUUCAACUCCUCCAAUGAAUUACCUGCUAUAUCUAUUCAAAGUCCAAAGGAACUAGAUUUCAACUCAUGCAAAAAAUAGCAAAGCAGCAUUCCAACCUCUUAUUUGGACAAUGCAAUUACAUAACGAAACAAUAAGGCCUAGGAUCAAAAAGAGAAUGUAACUACCAGAGUUUCUAUGGAUAAUAAUACAAACAAUCUGCCUAAAAUAUAUUACAUUUCCUCUAUUAUCAAAGCAUUUAAACAAAAGGGGUCCAAUCCUGCCAAAGAACAUCUCAUUCACAAUAUGCAAGUAUUGUAUCAUUAUUUAAGCUAAGGGUAUCAUUAUUGGGAAGAAAAUUAAAGCUCCCCCCGUGAAGUAGAGUAUAAUUCUGCCGUCUGUCAAUAAGAAAACCUUACUAUUUGAUCUAGAUGAAACUCUUGUGCAUUGUAAUUCUAGUAUUUCAGUUCCUGGAGAUAUAUUAUUAAAUAUUAAUCAUGACGGUGAAACUAUGGAAGUAUCAAGUUCCUUAUUUUUUAGGCUUCCUUAAAUGUCAGACCAUAUACUUCUCAUUUAUUAUAAUAAUUAAGUAGGCAUUUUGAAUUGAUAGUAUUUACUGCCUCGCAAUCUUAUUAUGCGAAUGCAGUUAUUGAUUACUUGGAUCCUGAUAAAAAAUUAAUAUCCCAUAGAUUUUAUAGAGAGCAUUGUAUUCCAACUGAGGAUGGACAUUUUAUCAAAGAUCUACGCAUUUUUAAAACAAGAUAAUUAAGCGACAUGCUGUUAAUCGAUAAUGCACCUCAUUCCUAUUUGUAUUAAUUAUAAAAUGGAGUGCCCAUUAUUCCAUAUAUUGAUAAUAAAUAGGACGAAGUAUAUAUCUAUUUAAAUGUAGGAAUUGAAAUCUUUACUAUAAUACUUGAUGCAAUUCAAAAAUGUCAAAGAUGUUAGAGAAUUGAAUAUGCAAUACUUGAAAAUUCAACGCUUUUCAGAAUACGAUGAUCCAUAAAAGCUAUUGAAAUAUGAAUUUGCUGAUUACCUAGAAUAAGCUGUUAUAUGA